ACCCGCACUUAGCAGCUCGCUUUGCGUCAGUCUCCAGCCCCUGUCGCCGCCUUCGGGCACUUUCUCGCCAAACGUCUGCUGCGGGGAUUGGCCCGGCCCCGGGAAAGACCAAAGGGGACCCAGAGUGUCCCCACGGCGGCUGCAAGAGGAUCUAAGCAUGGAUGGCAGCCGGAGAGUCAGAGCAACCUCUGUCCUUCCCAGAUAUGGUCCACCCUGCCUAUUUAAAGGACACUUGAGCACCAAAAGUAAUGCUUUUUGCACUGACUCCUCCUCUCUCAGACUAAGUACCCUCCAACUGGUCAAGAAUCACAUGGCUGUUCACUAUAAUAAAAUCCUUUCAGCCAAAGCUGCAGUAGACUGCUCAGUUCCACUAAGCAUGAGUGCCAGCAUCAAAUAUGCAGACCAACAACGAAGAGAGAAACUCAAAAAGGAAUUAGCACGGUGUGAAAGGGAAUUGAAAUUAACUAAAACUGCAGUGCAAUCCAAUUCUAAAAGUAAUUCCAAGUCAUUACUUAACACUCUACAAAAGCCUCCAGGAGAACCACAAGAUGAAGAUGCUGUGUUAAUGGAAGAAGUGAACGGAUUUCCAUCCUUUAAAAGGUCACCAGUAACUUCUUCAGAGCGACUACACUUAAGUCCACCUAAAUCCGGUAAAGUCCUCACAAAUGGUACUGAGAAGAACUCCAGUUCCUUCCCGUCCAGCAUGGAUUACGCUGCCUCUGGGCCCCGGAAAUCAUCCUCUGGAACCUCCUACGGCAGAAGGCCCCGGGGCACAUCCCUGAAUUCCCAGCGGUUUCAGUUAGUUGUUUCAAAAGCACCCAGUGGGGACCUUUUGGAUAAACAUUCUGAACUCUUUUCCAACAGACAUUUGCCAUUCACCCCACGCACUUUAAAAACAGAAGCAAAAUCUUUCCUGUCACAGUAUCGAUAUUAUACACCUGCCAAAAGAAAAAAGGAUUUUACAGAUCAGCAGAUAGAAGCUGAAACGCAGACUGAAUUAAGCAGCUUUCAAUCUGAUUUUGAGACAGUUGAGAUUAAGAACUCCACAGAUUCAGAAAUGAACAUAAAGCAGGCAUCUAGCUGUAUGUCGUAUGGUACCAAAGGAAAAAUAACCCCUUUACCUUUACAAGGGCAUGAAUUACCAUGGGAUGAGGUUAAAGACGGUGCUCUUCAGUGUUCCUCAUCAAGGGCAGUAUGUCAAUGUUCCCUGCAGCCUUCUUCAGGGAGAAAAAUCUAUUCUGAUGAAGAAGAACUGUUGUAUCUGAGUUUCAUUGAAGAUGUAACAGAUGAAAUUUUGAAACUUGGUUUAUUUUCAAACAGGUUUCUAGAACGACUGUUUGAGAGACAUAUAAAACAAAAUAAACAUCAUUUGGAGGAGGGAAAAAUGCGCCACCUGCUACAUAUCCUAAAGGUGGACUUAGGCUGCAUGUCCAAGGAAAACUCAGUAAUGCUAGAUGAUGUUGGUAUGUUGCAUUUACUUGAUUUUGAAAAGGCUGAGAAUUCAGAACAAAAUGAAUAUAAAAAUGAACAAGAUUUAGCCAUUCAACAGGAACAUCAAGAAUACCAAAAAGCUUUGACUAUGUUAUUGUCUGUUCCAAAGGAUGAGAACAAGAUAGUCUCUUCACCAAAUGACUUUUUCCUGCCUGUCUAUAAAUCAAAGUAUUCAGAAGGGGUUAUAAUUCAACAGGUAAAUGAUGAAACAAAUCUUGGAACUUCAGUUAGGGAUGAAAAAAAUGUAAGUAUGUCAGACAGUUUACUAGACCAAGAAACUUCUGUGAAUGUCAUUGAAGGAGACAGUGACAAUGAAAAAGUUGAGACUUCAAAUGAAUUGUGUUGUUUUAGCACAGCACUCUCCCCAUCUGUUCAGUUAUGCAGUGUCAAAGAUGGUAAUCAGGACAUGGAAAGACCAACUCUUAAAAUCAUGGAAAUGAGCAUUGAGGACUGAUCUUUGGAUGCUUGAUCUUCAUUAAUAAAUAUCCCAAAUGGCCAAUACUUCAAUAUUCCUUUCACUUUUUUUUUACUUUUUUAUAUUAAGAUUUCUGUAUUUGUUUUCUAUGUUGUAUAAUAAAUUACUGUAAA
Balaenoptera acutorostrata (minke whale) is the source of this 2079-nucleotide messenger RNA. It is a transcript of the gene SPATA7, whose product is annotated as spermatogenesis associated 7. Gene Ontology annotation, cellular component: ciliary basal body; axoneme; rod photoreceptor outer segment. The record is from RefSeq and is a predicted model, not a curated record. The coding region runs from base 158 to 1945 and encodes 595 amino acids. Gene Ontology annotation, biological process: photoreceptor cell maintenance; protein localization to photoreceptor outer segment; microtubule cytoskeleton organization. NCBI's taxonomy places the organism in Eukaryota, Metazoa, Chordata, Mammalia, Artiodactyla, Balaenopteridae. The transcript has 12 exons.